AGCAGAAGCAGACCGCUCUGGCUCUGGCAGCAAGCACAGCACAGCAGUGUGUUUUGUGUUGUUCCCGGAUUCAGUUCGUGCGAGUUGCGUCCGCGUCCGCCGUGUGUUGUGUUGUGUUUGUGAUUGUGAGUGCAGUGCAGUGAUCAGUAUUCGAGUGAGAGUGCGACUCGGGGACCAGGAAUACCCUAUCGUCGCCGUCUCGACGUUUUCAAGGGAGUUUGGCUGUCGCGGUCGCUGCGGCGGCGACGACGGCAUCGCAUCGCGCAGCGCUGACCCUGCGCGAGCAACGGCGCCGACCCGAAAGCAGUCCAUGUGGUAGCGGCGAGGAGCGGCGUGGCGGGGCGGCGCGCGGGGCGGGGCGGCGCUCCGUCACCAUGCGGCCCGGCGGCGGCGGCGAGCGGCCUGCAAGGCUGCCUCUCUCAUGAAUGGCUUGAACUGAUUUGGUGUGACCGACUCGUUGGCGUGGCUCAAGGCCGUUAAGCCAGCAUGGGGGUUGGUGACUACGAGGCGCCCUUCGUGGCGAGGUUGCUCCACAAUCUACCCCAUCUCAACAUUCGUCUGCAGUUUAUAAAUUCGACGUUUGCACCAGAGAAUGAGCUGUAUCUGGAGUCAUUGGGUAUUUUAGCAUUCAUUCCUGCAGCAUGCCUAAUACUAACACUCUUAAUACUUUUGAUGUACUUCUUGACGAGGUGUUGUGAUCGGAAACCUAGACGAAAGCGAACAAUUACUGCUUGCAAAUGGGUGUCAAUAGUAUUUAUUGUGUUAUUAACUUGGGCUGCAAUUGCUGCCUCACUUUAUGGAAAUCAUGAUAUUCAUGAGAAAAUGGUUCAAGUGUUGGAUGGUCUCAAGGGAAUGGAUAGUACUGUUAGAGAUCUGCAAAUUAAGACCGAAAGAUUGAAGGAAAUUAGAACAGAAGCUCGACAGCUACUAGAUCCACUUCAGACAAAGUUCAGAACGCCACCAUCACAGAUGACAGAUACACGUCAAGUGGAACUUGGAAAAGAAAUGGACACAUUGGCAAAUUUUGUUGACAGUGAUGAAAUUUACAAGAGAUUUACCAGCAUCAAUAAGUCAAUGCAUAACAUUUUCAAAUUUCGAUGGCUGAACACGUUGAGUAGAGCUGAACUUAUAAGGUGGAUAGGCACAAUGGGAAUGUGGGGAUUGUUGGUCCUGUUUUGUUUGAUUCUUUUGAUUGGCAUGUGUCGAUACUCAAGGUGUACAUUGAUAACGUUUUCGGUUUGUGGCUUGCUUGCUGUUAUUGUAUGCUGGCUUCAAGCAUCAAUUUAUCUCAUUGGAGCUGUGGCUAUUGGAGAUUAUUGCAUGCAGCCAGAUUUGUACCUGGAGAGUCUAGUGCAUGUGCCUGAAGAUGCAAGGGUUCUUGAAUAUUACAUGAGAUGUCCACGUGCUUCUAACCCAUGGGGACAGGUCCUCAAUCAAACACGUGAUGGAGUUAAUACUGCAUUCAAAAGCUAUAAGCGAGCCACCCAAAUCUCAGAUCAGCUAUAUCCUGAUGCUAAGGAUAAGAUGAACCAACUUGGAGAUCAAAUGAAUAAAUUAACUCUCAUGGUUCCAGAACUCCACCGGCAGCUUGAUUGCAAUGUGAUAUACCCUCAUUACUUGGCAAGCAGUCGUAUCUGCCACAAAGGACUGUACGGAUUAUGUUUGAUGCUGCUUGCAAGUGCCCUGUGCGGUGUUUGUUUCACAAUUUUGUUCUGGGUUGAUUCACAUACUUGGAUAUAUCUUGGCAAUAGGAAAAAUUACCAACAAGUAGAUGGACAAGACCCAUAUUUGCCACCAACAGCUGCAUCCCAGGCCAUUGCAGCACGCACUCUGCGAAGCCAAGGGUCGUAUGGCAGCUCAGGCUUGUUUCGGCAUAAAAUGCUGCAUGAUGGGGCGCUGCACGCAGCCUCACAGCAAUUGCUAGAUGGGAGAGGCUUUCGCGACGAAAAGUCCCAGCACGGUGGCAUUCAUCCGGGCGGAAGCGACACCCUACCAGGACCCAACCAUGGGCAGUACGCGACUCUGAGCAAACAGUGCAAGACGCUUGAAUCUUCUGACUUUUACUGAGGCAACGCCCACCGCUCCGGGGCCCAGACCCUAGAGCGACGCCCCCUCCCCGCUGUGCCCAUCCCGCGACCGCCGUCGGUCAGCUUCGUGUCCAGCGGAGCCGAGCAGCGCGCCGCGCAGUCCCGCGGCGCCUCGGCCGGCUCCGGGCCGCUGCCCAGCGCCGCGGACGACCCCGUCGGCCCCACGGCCACGCGUGACGCGCACGCGCGCGACGCCAUGCCCAGCUUGGCCGCGUCCAAGGCGGCGUCCCAGCCCGGCCUGCAUGCGCAGCACCCGCAGCAGCACUACGGGACGCACCGCUCGGCCGGCGCCGUGGACCACUACGGCACGCACCGCUCGGCCGGCGCCGCGGACCACUACGGCGCGCAGGCCCACGGCCAGCGCUACGUGGACCACUACGGGACGCACCGCUCCGCGGACAUGCACCACUACGGCACGCACCAGCAGCACCAGCAGGCGCACCACCCGCACUACGGCACGCACCGCUCCGUCGACCACUACGGCACCCACCGCUCGGCGGGCGCCGCGGCCGGCGACUACGGUGCCGCAGCCGCAUCUGCGGGGCACUACGGUACGCACCGCUCGGUGGAUGGAGCACAGUACGGGGCACAUCAGCAGCAGCAGCAGCCGCAGAGGCAGCAGCAACAACAACAGCAGCAGCCGCCGCCGCAGCAGCAGCAGCAUCAUGUGGCGCAUCGCCAGGGGGACACCACUUAUUAUGGAACACACCGUAGCCGCUAUGCGAUUACGGAGUUGUAAAAGGUUCUUGUAUACAUUCUAGGACAGUCUGUUGAUCUCUCUUUUGUUUUUGCUCUAAGUUGAUAUAUUUGUGGGGAUAACUGUGCCUAUUGGGAAAAGAAGAGAGUGAACAAGAGAUGUUACCAUAUACCUUUGCAAGUUGUGUUUGAAUGUGGCCAAUUGGAGAUAGGUGGGCUUUGAAAUUGUCUCAGUAAGUCAGUUAUGUUAGGAAAACGGUACUGUAUCCUUCUUUAGGAGGAAACUACACUGCCAGUUAUGUACCUUUUGAAUAUAUAUAAAAAAAGAGAUUAGUCUGCCUGGUGCAGAUAGAUUGACACAGGCACUUACUUCUCAGUGCUGUGUCACACUUCUCUCUAUACCUUUGCCAUUGCUUUAAGAACAUUAUUUUUUGCCCAUUUUCUUAUUGGUUUGUGUGAUACACUCUUUUGUGUGAGAAGAGUUUGUUGAAUUAUGAGAUUGAUAAUAUUGUGGUAUAGCUAGCUGUAGCUUUUUUUCUUUGUGUGUACUAUCAGCAUUUUUGUUAUACCAAAGGCUGCAUAGGUAUUAUGUGGAAAGUGUGAAUAAACCUGUGAUUUUUCUUGCCUCUCUGUAAAUCUGUAAUAUUAGUACCAUAGUAGCAUUGCAUCUUUGUGACUCUUAUAUCUGGUGUAUCCAGUGUUUUGCCUCAUGAAUCGAUGUUACAGUUGUUCCAUGGUACUCAUGACGGUCUACAAUUUUGUAUAUUUAUUUUUCCUUUUAAUGGUGGAGAAGCAAGCUAAAACACUUCCUUCUGCAAAUUUUGCAUUUGUGACCAAGGCAAGUUUAUUGAUUUUUAUCAGGAAAAUCACUAUUUCGUUAGCCUAUUUGAUUAGCCUCCCCUUUCCUCAGUUAGAGGGCCAGGGUAUAUUAAAAUCAAAAUUUACUCCUUAAUGGCCUGAAUAGGCACUUAAAAGUUUUCAAAUUCUCAUGUUUAUUUUUUUUCUUUUUGAAAUCUUGUUUAAUUUCAUCUUAUGGAAUUGGUUAGUACUUGAAAGUUUUUGCACUUGUAAGUGCUGCAAAGAUGUGUGAUAGACCAUUUGAACUAUAACUUGUAUUUUCAUUGACUGUCGGUCAAAAAUUUUCAACUGUCCAAUGUCGAUGCUAUGGACAGGAAAUGAUCAUCUUAUCUCUACAUUUUUAUUAUCCUGCUAGUCAUAAUAUUAUCAAGUUGACAGCCAUAUACUCUUCUGUAGAUAUUCUUAUUUAAGAGGAGUCUCUAGUGUUAAGACUGUAAGUUAAAACUUGUGCAUGUAAGAGGUGUUUUUGUAAUUCAAAAUGUUAUUAGAUAGAUUUAUGGAACUAGGCUGCUCUUUAAUGACAUGCCAACAAAUAGGAGAAAAUGAAAUCUUUGUUUCUUUUGAAACUGACUUUAACAAGUGGCCUUUAGUACAUAUGUCAAAUCUAAAGGCCUGCAGCUAGUUUAGUGCAAAUGAGGUAUUGUUUUCUAAAAUGAAGUAAUUACCCAAAUCAUUUCUAAAUGGGAGAGGACACACAUAGACAAAAUAUAGCUUAGUUUUAAUAAUGACUACCUUCUUCUUAGAACAAAAUGGACUGCAUGAUUACUGAAAAACCGAGUGUGCAUCUUGGCUCAAAAUUCUGAAGAUGUUAUGCCUGUCAAUUUUCAAAUAAAUACAAACUUCCUGCAAUGUUGCUUUAAUUUGUGUGCAACUUUGAGUAUGGCAGAUAGUUUUACCUUCCAUUUUAUUCCCUUGAUCCUUUUCAUAUCUUCAUUAACUUUUGUUACUAGAGUUAGCCUCAGUGCCAAAUGGUUUAGUGCUGGGAUUUACGAAAACUAUUCCCAUUGGGUUUACCUAAGUGUAAUGGUUUAUGCUCCGGGUUCAGAACUGGGGCUAUUUCUGUAGACAUUCCACUUUUAGAUUGAGAUUGUUGCCCUGCUAUCCAGUCCAGGUUGAGAUCCUAAAGACAAAGAGAAACUUUCUAAUCUAUAUACUUGUUUUGUGGUGUGCACCCAACUUGACUUUAUGUGGAGUCACACUUUUUGCAUAUUUAUUUAUGUUUUUUUAAAUACUUAUGAGCAGCUGGUUUUAGACUUUCUUAUUUCGAUGCUGUACAAUUAGACUAUCAUCCAAAUCAAAACUACCUACUGUACUUGUACUCUAUAUUAUAUGCUAUACCGAAUAGGAUUGUUAAUAGAGCAGUACAACUGAAUGAAAACCAAUCUUUUCAUUUAAAACCCAAUUUGUUUGAAAUACUGUUGUGAGCAAUUGUACUUGGAUACUAUUUAAUACUGUAUUGUUUAUACAAGUUUUAUCAAAUUCUAAAUUAAUUAUGGCAGUUUAAUAAUACGGACAACUAUCUCUUGAAACUUUCUCAUAGCAAUGAUGUAGCCCAUAUUUGACUCACUGUACAAGAAUGUAAAAUUUUUGAAAAGUAACUAAUAUUUUAAACCUUAUAAAGUACUAUUGGAGUUUUUCUUCUCAUGCUAGCCACUUACCCUACAGUUGGAAGAGUGACUAAGCAAUGGUAAACCAGUGUAUAAGUGUAUGUUUAAGUGUGAGAGAAUGCGUUUUAUAUUUUGUGUUCAUGACCAUCAUUAAUAGAGCAAAGGGAUACAUACUGCACCAGUAAUUUUCACAACAAUGUAAUUUUUUGAUUCAAAUCCACAUUUUUGUUAUGUUUCUAAGUAUUUUAGUGUACUAGUUAUGGAUUGAGCAGUGAGCAAGCACCGUCAAAAGUACGAUGUAUAUUACUAAUUGGAUGGGAGGAGGUUGGAUAAUGAUUACAUUAACAUUCAUUCACUUCUGUCCUCUGUUACCAUGAAGGGUUUACUUGGCCUAACAAACAUUAUGAUAAGAAUAUCUAAGAAAUGUUAUGAAUGCAGAAUUAUUCCUGCAAGAGAGUGACUUUGUGGGAGAGCUGGUUGGUUAUGACGAAUGUGCCAAAGUAAAAGCUUAAGACACUGUGUCCUAUAGGACUUCAAGAUUUGGCUUAUCUGUAAAGGAAAUUAAAUCAUUGGCAAUACACAAAAGGAACCAUAUUUAUAUGUAACUUUGAAAAAUAUGCCUUCUAUUUAAAACAGUCACAAAAUAAAACAGAAGAAGUACACUUCCAAAACAAUUUUUCAAUGUAUUUCAUUUAUCCUUCCUUGGAACGUUUUGAUUUUAGACUUUGGUCUCUCCUCUUCAAUCCUCUCUUUUUAUCUUGUUCGUCUCACUUGGAAAUAAAUUGUGUAGUUUCAUGAGGCAUCCUUAUCAAGAUAAGGGAGUACCAAAAAGACAGUCUGAUUGAUUUCCCUAAUUUGGUAAUUAUUUUACGGCACAGAUUGAAAGGCAUUGCUUCCUAUCCAAUAAAUUUUUAUAAUGCAUCUUAUUUUUUACACAUUGCUCACUCUUGUUAAUGGUCCAAAUAAAUGCCAAAAUACUUUACGUUUAUACUGUGUUAUGAUAAGAUUGCACAAUGUGUUGUGCAUUGUGUUUUCAUUUGUAUUUUCCUGUACAAAGGCAUACUGUCAUUGCUCAUGUGUGCUCUAUACAAAGAUUUUUUGCUUAUUGUACAGGUAAUGUUUGUGAAUGAUGCUCACUUCCUAAUAUUGUAUGAAAUUCGAGUUUUAUUAUUUGCGGUCGCACCUGAUUUCAAUGGGACUUUCAUUUUCUUUUGAAGUGUAUAAAAAUGCUCAUAAUUUUUUUCCAAGAAAUUUAAUCAGUGUACUGUAUAUAUGCAAAUGUCAGAGUAUUGGAAUGAUGUGUGUGUUAAAACCUUCCUUAGUUUACAACAGAAGGAAAAAAAACCUGAGCCUUAAUUGUGAAAACUUUCUAAUGGUAGUGCAAGAUGUAGGCAACAUCAGAAAAAUCCUGAAAAAUGGUUUUAAAAAUCGGAAAGCCUAAACAUAACAAAAAAAAAAUCAUUGUGUACAUCAAAUGAUUGUUGAAAAUAAAAUCUUGUUGAAAACUUACAGUA
Frankliniella occidentalis (western flower thrips) is the source of this 6762-nucleotide messenger RNA. RefSeq names its product protein tweety. Gene Ontology annotation, molecular function: volume-sensitive chloride channel activity; intracellularly calcium-gated chloride channel activity. The coding region runs from base 487 to 2067 and encodes 526 amino acids. The record is from RefSeq and is a predicted model, not a curated record. Gene Ontology annotation, cellular component: plasma membrane. NCBI's taxonomy places the organism in Eukaryota, Metazoa, Arthropoda, Insecta, Thysanoptera, Thripidae. The transcript has 13 exons.